This is a messenger RNA of Sander lucioperca (pikeperch), 4204 nucleotides long. It is a transcript of the gene wbp1lb, whose product is annotated as WW domain binding protein 1-like b. Lineage: Eukaryota; Metazoa; Chordata; Actinopteri; Perciformes; Percidae. The transcript is spliced from 4 exons. The record is from RefSeq and is a predicted model, not a curated record. Bases 628 to 1821 code for a protein of 397 amino acids.
UGUGUACAAUUUAAAUCUUCUUUCCAAUCACUUGUAUCACUUUUUACAUUUAAUACGGUAUAAUACGGGGGAGGGGGAUAACAUGGUUAAAGGGUCACGAGGAAAGAGAUGAUUUUAAACGUGUGCUCCCAUAAACUCGAGAAGAGAUGAGUGUUUUGUACAUGUGUCCCCAUAAACUUCAGAAGGGGAACCCAGGAAGAUAACAAGGCCAUGCACUAGAGACGCACCGAUCAGUGAUUGGUCAGUCCUUUCCCAGCUGGCCCGAGCUGUCCAAUCACGGGUCAGUCCGCAAAACUAGUGGCGAUCCACGCAACUGAACGCCCAUCACGUUGCGCACAUGGAUCGGGUAGAGGUGACCACGCCACACCCAGCAGACCAAGGCAGAGUGCUUUUGCUGGAGGAACGGCUUGUGUAACAGCUGUAUCAGUGGCACCGACAGCAACCAGUUGCGCCAGCACCGUGCCUAGUUGAAAUGUCGAGUACGCAGAGGAGGCGGCGCAUGCAGCGGCCUCUCAGAGCGAUAGGGCCCGCGAAAUAGUUGAGGAUAUUCGGACACAGUUUGUGAACAACAGUGUUUGCAUGCGUAUGUUUUUGCCGAAGCUGUAACGUUAUCUGCUUUUUGGAGGAAUGAGAGGCGUAUGUUCGGCUAUUAAAAUGGGAUUGUUUUUGCACGCUGUUGGCUCUGUCAACCCCACCGAGUCCGCAGCAGACAGGAGCCUACUGUACUGUGAAGGCAUUAACAACCAGAGCUACGUCUGUGAGUCCGGACACUGCUGUGGGAAGUCUCAGUGCUGCAGCUACUACUAUGAGCUCUGGUGGUUUUGGUUGGUAUGGGCGAUCAUCUUCAUUUUGAGCUGCUGCUGUGUGUGUCACCAUCGGCGCACCAAACACCGGCUGCAGCAGCAACAACGGCAGCAUGAGAUUAACCUCAUCGCUUACCGCGAAGCACACAACUACCCCUCUGUGCCCUUCUACUUCAGGUUUCUGCCAAACUACCUCCUGCCUGACUACGAAGAGGUGGUCAACCGGCCACCGACUCCUCCCCCUCCCUACAGUGCCUUACACACAGGCCCAUCAUCAGUGGCUUCUAGCCCACUGGGUCCUGAGCAGCAGGAGAGACACUGUCCAACCAUCCAGCCCACUCCGGUGCCCCCGGUCUCUGACAGUCUGUGUUGCAGACCCAGCAUAGAGGAACCACAAACCCCCACCUUAGACUUGAGGCCAAAGCCUGACAACAAGCCCAUGCAGACAGCACAAGAUUCAGGCAUGAUACUGCUGUCAGAUGGGCUCAAUAGGGAGGGACUAACCAGCCAGGAGAAAAGAAGUGAAAGUGGGGACGACUCCUGCAAGGACCAUCUGCUAAAGGACCCGUCAGAGGGUUCUGCUGAGGACAAAGACCGACUCCCCAAUGGUAGGAGGAGGCGAUUCACAGGUGACUCUGGGAUUGAGGUGUGUGUGUGCGGCACACGUGGGAGCAGCGGUUUUAGUGGAGCUGUAGGGACAGGCCAGGAAGGCAAGGAGUUGAGGGAGCUAGAGAGCCUGCUGGGGCACGAGGGAGAUGACAAAGAGGAGGAAGAAGAGGAGGGGGAGGAGGCGGGCGACUUCUGCGACAGCUGUGGCCAUCGAGCCUCCUUCAGUGGGGAGGAGGAGCAGGCGCUGGGCGGGCUGGAGAGGCGGGUCGCACGUGGGCCGUCAGGAUCUCCUCAACCGGCUCACCAGAUAGGCAGCGCCUCGCUCCACCCUCCAGUGUGCCUCCUCCUCCACACCAUCAACGAGCAGGAGGGACCGCACCACAGCACCAGCACUGAGCCGCAGGGCUGAAACACAGUCAGCACACCUUUGUUUCAUUGAGGGAAGGAGAGAGCACUUGAGACAGAGCAUGGAGGCAUAUGCUUUUGUAUUUGAGCAAAUGUUUUAUGACUAAAUACUUUCUGAGCGAGUAUUUUUAUGAAUGUGUGCAUCUUAGAUAAAACAGGGGUGGGAGCAGGCGGGGGAAUGUCAACUAAAUAUGAUUAAAAUGCAAAGGUUGAGAAAGCCUUCUCCUCCCCACACUGGAACAGUGGCCUUAACCUGUGUAUUAUGAGUUAUGUUUGGGCAGUUGAAGCCCUUUAACAGCCUGUGUCAAUUGAGACUACACACACACACACACACACACACACACACACACAGUGUCUUUCAGUUGUCCUUCUCAUGCAACGGAAGCUACUGACACACUGUCUGAAGCUGUGACGUCAGGACAGGACGUUAGGUGCCCAGGAUGAAUGCAGCCUUCCUCACCGCCAGGUGCUUGCAACAGUUCUGCAAAGCAGUUCUCUGCAGGCAGGAAACUACAGUACGUAGUGACAAAAAAACACAGCAGGAACAUUUUGGAUGAGUGCAAUGUGGAUUUACCACAGUGUGUGCGUAUGCAAACUGAUCCUGUACAGGGACACUAUAACAAGACUGUGUGGGACGUCCCGUACAUACUUCUAAAGUGCUUUUCAGCGUUUAGAAAACGCUCUGCCUUGUCUGUUUUUGUUGCGCUCUAUCUGCCCUGCUAGUGAUAGAGAAGUGUAAGUGCAUUUACAAAUCUUGAUGUGAGCAGUUCCUAUUUUGCACAAAGUGUAUUUAUCUUUAUGAAUGAGCUUUUAGCUAAACAAAUCAAAACAGAAAAUGCUUUCAUUACUUCAGUCUUAAAUCGCAGUACAUGAUUUAGUGUCUUAGGGUUUUGUUACAUCUGUAAGAAAUGGACCUCUGUGGAUUGUUAUGGAAUGCAACCGAUUCACUUUGUACACAAUCAUUUUUAAAUUAAUGAAUCUUUGUAGUAUGACUACCCAGAAAAAUGCAGAACUUUGAUGAACAAUGAUACUUUUCUUAGAGAUUACAACUGAGAUGGGCAACGUCAGACCUCAAACUUUGGUGUGAGUCACUUAAAUAGUUUACCGCCUAAACCCACUAUACAGUAUAAAAUGCUCCUCCUCCAGUUGAGUGGAAAAAUACGCGUUUGGGGACUUAAGUUUUAGUUAAUUCAGUUUGGAUUAAAAAAAACAAAAAAAAAACAGAAAAAAGCAUAGAUUCAGAUAAGGUAAUAAAAUAAUAGUUUGAUAGUUGUCCUUGGCUUUUCUUAAUAUCCAAAUAUCUAUAAAUAAGAGUUUUGCACAAGAGGAUUUUUUUUUUAUGGACAAACAAUACAAUAAGUUAACAAGCAAUAUUUAUAAUGAUAUAUACCAAAUAGUUCUGUUAAUGUAUCUUCUUUGGAAGACUUAGUUUGAAACGCCUUUAAGAGCUUAAAUGUUUUAAAUCCAACCUUAAUCCAAAUCUUACAGCGGCUGUUAUAGAUUAGAUGUUGAUUCAUGAUGAAUGGGCCAUGGAAAAUGCUAUGAGCGUGCUGUGUGAAACUUACAAAUUAAGUGAAAUUUUAGUUUUCCCACUCUCUGAAAUUAAUUGGAACUUGGUGAUGCUACAUUUCAUCAUCAUCCACGUGUUCUUUUUUUUUUCCAAUUUCCUCGUAGCACCCUAAAAAUUCAAAGCACAAAUGUUUCAGUCAUUGGUCUCACAGAUUUCUAUAUAUACCCUAAAACAAUCUAACUGAAGAGGUCUCUCAAAACUUCUAGCACAAGUUGAAAAUGUAACGUGUACUUUAUGUAUUAGCAGUAAGAUGAUUGAAUCUUACACAUCAAUGUCUGAACACACUCUAAAAUUCUUUAUAUGUUAAUUCUUUAUGUGAGCUAGAAAGUGAUAUUGUGUGAUUGUGGUACAUGUAACCAAGACAAGCUAUUUUCAUAUCAGCUGAAUCCUUUAAAAAAUUGGAUUCUGUAUAACUGUAUAAAAUUUUAGAACCACUUUAUAUUUGAAAAUGUGUUCUGUCACGUUUGUGAACCAAAUAGUUGCUUUCAUAUUUUUUAUGAAAUCAUUAGCUUUAUUGUUACGGUCGGAUUUUUUUCUCAUUAUGGGUAUUAUUUUUCCUGUUAGAAUAAGAUUUAACUUUUUUUUUUUUUUUUUUUUUAAAUAACUUAUCCUUAAGUUGUGUGAAGGGUACGUCUGACUAGUAGAUAACUUGUUAAGAAGAUCAGGGGCAUCUUGCCAAAGACACGUUUUCUUUCUUCACCAGUGUGUGUAAGGUGGUUUUGCACAUAUCCUUUGAAUGUUCUGACCAUUAACAUAAGCCAUUUAUUACAGCAACCAAUAUGGAUGUAUUUUCAAUAAACAUGCCCUUUUAAAUUCA